Symbiodinium pilosum is the source of this 804-nucleotide messenger RNA. NCBI's taxonomy places the organism in Eukaryota, Dinophyceae, Suessiales, Symbiodiniaceae. The record is from the annotation of a GenBank genome assembly.
AUGGAGGGCUCAGAUCAGCCGCCAAUUAUAGAGACGGCUUCCGCAGAGAAGGACAGGCAUCGGGAUGGCACGAAGACCAUCCACGGCUUCCUUGUGACGAAGACCGUUCUUGGAGAGGGAUCCUUUGCAAGAGUCAAGCUCUGUGUGGAAGAGAGCACUUCCACCGAGUUUGCAAUCAAGGUUUUUCGGAAACUGCUCCUGCGCAAGAAACGUGAGUUCAGACGCUCCGAUGAUGGCGAGGGCAUGACCGUCCGCACAACCCUAGACAAGGUUUACGAUGAGAUUUCGCUGAUGAAAGCGGUAUCUCAUCCAAAAUGUGUUCGCCUGCAUGCGGUUCUGGAUGAAGCUGCUCCUAAUGGCAAGCUGUAUGUGGUCUUGGAGUACAUGCCUGCUGGUCCCUCUAUGGAUUGGGAUAAAUCAGAAUGCCGCUUCCAUGUUCAGACGGGCAGUCAAAUUGACGAGUCGAUGGCGCGGAGCUACGUGUCUGAUACCCUGCAGGCUUUGCACUAUCUGCAUGGCAAGCUGAUUGCGCAUCGAGAUGUGAAGCCACAGAAUCUUUUGCUGGAUGGCCGCGGUGGCCUCAAGCUCGGCGACUUCGGGGUGGCGAUUCAGAUGCCCGAGGACUGCGUGAUCCAUGGAACCGAGGGCACAUACGAGUUCUUCUCUCCAGAGAUGUGCGCGACAGGCUACAAAGGUCACGACGGGCGGCAUGCCGACAUCUGGGCAACUGGUAUAUCCUUGUGGGCAUUCCUCUUCAGUUCUUUACCCUUUCUCCACAAGGAGCUCUUGAAUCAUGCGUUCUGA